Bombyx mori (domestic silkworm) is the source of this 2162-nucleotide messenger RNA. Its product is annotated as esterase FE4. The transcript is spliced from 3 exons. The coding region runs from base 92 to 1759 and encodes 555 amino acids. NCBI's taxonomy places the organism in Eukaryota, Metazoa, Arthropoda, Insecta, Lepidoptera, Bombycidae. The record is from RefSeq and is a predicted model, not a curated record.
AGAGAAGAUAACAAUUAUCAUUGUAAGUUAGUAGUCCGGUUGCUCAAAUGUAAAACACGAUAGGUUCAGCAUUGUACAUAAGUACGUUGCGAUGUGGUGGAGCACGUGUUUAAGUUUAUGUGCUAUUUUGGCUAGCGUAAGGCCAGAUAGCACCGAUUCAAGAGAAGUCAAAAUAUCUCAAGGAACCGUGAAGGGGUAUAGGGAUCCCGAAGGUGAUCUGUUUGCUUUUUAUAAUAUACCCUAUGCUACGGCUCCAAGCGGAACGGCGCGAUUCAAGGCGCCGCUUCCACCACCGGUGUGGCUGAACACUUUCGAAGCAGUAGAUAAAGGCGUCAUUUGCCCACAGACGCCCCUUGGACCAGUACAUAGCAAUUUAACGCAACAAGAAAAUUGCCUUAUCGUAAAUGUGUUCGUCCCGGACACGGAGGAAAAGAACUUGCCUGUGGUGGUCGCCGUUCACGGAGGAGCUUUUCAAAUAGGAUACGGCAAUUGGGUCGAACUUAAAGAGCUUAUGAGGAUUAAUAAAGUAAUAGUUGUUGACUUUAAUUAUCGUCUCGGCGUACACGGGUUUUUGUGCCUGGGCACUGAAGACGCUCCAGGCAACGCUGGAUUGAAAGAUCAAGUGGCAUUAUUGCGCUGGGUCAACAGAAAUAUUGGCAGCUUCGGUGGAAACCCAGAUGACGUUACGCUGAUAGGAUACAGCGCAGGAUCUGCAGCAGUGGAUUUGUUGUUGCUCUCAAAAUCGGUACGAGGUCUGUUUCACAAGAUCAUUCUUGAGAGUGGAUCGAAUUUAGCACCGUUCGCGGUCCAAUUAGAUCCAUUAAAAAAUGCUAAAGAUUACGCUAAACAACUGAAGUUUGAAAGGUUUGAUGACAUAUACGCUUUAGAAGAGUUUUACAAAACAGCAUCGUACCAAAAAUUAACUUCCGAUGCAUUUAUAGAUAGACCUGACUCAACGUUUAUGUUUGUACCUUGCGUCGAACGUGAUGUCGGAGAGGAAAUAAUACUUGAUGAUGCUCCAAUUAACCUUCUACAAAAUAAACAGUACCCAAAAGUACCUAUGCUAAUUGGCUUUGCCAACAUGGAAGGCCUCAUGCGUAUAGAUCUCUUUGACGAGUGGAAGACAAAAAUGAAUAAACGAUUUUCGGAUUUCCUCCCUGCUGAUUUGCACUUCAAAAACGAAAGCCAAAAGAAGAAAGUAGCGAAAAUUAUCAAAGAAUUCUAUUUUGGUGAUCGUUCAGUGAACACUGAUGGCGUUUUGAAUUAUGUGAACUAUUUUAGUGAUGUUAUAUUCAUGACACCAGCCCUUAGAUCUAUUAAAUUACUAACAGAGGCUGGUCACGAUCAAGUAUAUUUGUAUGAAUAUUCUUUUGUUGAUGAAAAUGUUCCGGUGGUGCCGCAUACGGAUGUCCGCGGAGCGAAUCACUGUGCACAAACAAUGGCAGUAGUGGAUGGACCUGCUAUAGCGGCCAGAGAAGAUGUAGUGGAUACUGAAGAAUAUAGAGAAAUGAGAAAGACAAUGAGAACGUUGUGGAAUAAUUUCAUAACAACAGGCAAACCAGUUCCGGAAGGCUCAUCUUUACCGAAAUGGCCAUCUAUUAAUAAGGAUCUUUCACCGUAUAUGUCUCUAGGAAACAAAAUAGAACUAAAGGAUACCUUGGCAGAAGAGAGAGUGAAGUUUUGGGAUGGCAUCUACGAGAAAUAUUACCGUAUACCCCGCCCGCCAUCCCCACUUCCACCAAAACACACAGAAUUAUAAUCGUGCUUCAUCAUAGCGAGUACGGCUUUAUUUAAAAAUCUUUAGAAAAUAGUCUUCCGUUUUAUUUAAGUGAUCAAGUUCGCGUGACUAUUACAAACAUGCUCAAUCAAUUGUUAUACUCCCAAUUAUAUUUAUUUAAACAGACUAGGUGCGAGGGACAGACUUCUAGAACUUCACCAGUGAUUUAAUUAACAUCAGGUUGCUCAUUAACUCAUUCUGCCCUAUUUAUAUAAUUUUUGUUGACUUAUAGUUUAUAAUUUACUGUAUUCUGUUUAGUUAUUUGUUUAUGAUUAUUAUUGUUACCAAUUACUUGUACAAUGAUGAUACAAAUAUAAGUAUUAAUAUUUAAUGUUGUUGAAAACCGCCGACCUUCUAUCGAAAUUAUAAGUGAUUUCAUUCGGAA